Messenger RNA from Cladophialophora psammophila CBS 110553, 2103 nucleotides. RefSeq lists its product as uncharacterized. The record is from RefSeq and is a predicted model, not a curated record. Gene Ontology annotation, molecular function: DNA-binding transcription factor activity, RNA polymerase II-specific; transcription cis-regulatory region binding; zinc ion binding. Lineage: Eukaryota; Fungi; Ascomycota; Eurotiomycetes; Chaetothyriales; Herpotrichiellaceae. Gene Ontology annotation, cellular component: nucleus. The transcript is spliced from 5 exons. Gene Ontology annotation, biological process: positive regulation of transcription by RNA polymerase II. The coding region runs from base 1 to 2103 and encodes 700 amino acids.
AUGCCAGUCGAAAAGCGAGAGGAGGCCUUGAGAAGACCGCCACUGCGCCUGCCUGUGAUUGCGCCUAAAGAAGACCAGUCUUCCUCGGCUAGUUCCAGCCGCAGUGGCCCUAGUGUCCCUCCACGUUCCCGCCUACCUCCACGUUCAAGAAGCGGCUGCUGGACCUGUCGUCAUCGCAAGGUCAAAUGCGAUGAAACCAGACCCCUCUGCGGUCCAUGUUCUCGUCUGAACCUCAGCUGCGACUUCAACCCCCGCGUCGCGUUUCGAGAUGAUACCUCUCGAGUUCUGGGACGCAAUGCGGAUGUUACCAUCGCCGCAAGUCCGGUAUGGGACCCAAAUUCUCCUGCGCUGACCGAAAACAGCGCUGGAUCUGCCGUGGUGGACGACCUCCCGCCGUUCGCCAGUCUAACUACAGAUGAGGACCGCGAGAAGAAGGCAGGGACUUCGAGCCCUGGAACGUACAACGUUGUGGUGGGUCCACAGAGCUUUCAACACCUCCCAGAAUACAACGACGAGCCCGAAAUCAAACGAGAACUGUUGCCAACUCUCCGCAGAGGCUCCAUCGCAACCUCGCUCGCGAGCAGCCUUGGUCGCGAACCGGGCGUCGAGGCCAUUCCACUCUCGGGAGACCCCAACACUGUUGUGUUACCCAGAUUUCAAGACGUUAAACGGCGCAGUACAUUCAGCUCCAAUCGGGCUCAUUCACCCACAUCCCCCAUAGUCCGACCUGCAAUCAUCAAGAGCGAAGCAAUCAUCAAGAUCGAGGACCAAGAGGAAGCUGUGCUCUCCGAAGAAUCAGACUCAUUGAGCGAGACAGCCGGGGUGGGCCAAGAAGCCCGAUACCUGCGACAGUUUCGCCAGGUGGUUUGGAAACAUUUAGUUCCAGCAGAGCUCGACCAAAGAGAUGGCAUGGUACGGUCAAGUGUCCACAUUCUGGAACACGCCGCGAAUACUUUCCCUCCGUUGCACCAUGCAAUGAUGGCCGUCGCAGCCCUCAGUGUGGCCGUCCAAGAAGGCAAAGAAUGGCUUGACGCGCUUCAAUAUUAUCAGCAAGCUUUGCCUGCAUUACAGUCCACUCUUCGAGGUCCCGACGACUUGUCGUCUGAUGGAGCGUUUCUGACUCACUUCCUUCUACUCGUUUACGAGAUCGCCGCCGCCGAAGCCGAGCACUCGAAUCUAUGGUCGCAGCACCUGUUGACCCUUCUACAAAUUUCGCUUUUACGCCGUGAUGAAUCAGGUCGUGAACUAUUUCCGUUUGUUGUGUGGUGGAUUUGCCACAUCGACCUGGACGCCCUUCUCAGCGGUGCCGGCAGUGGUGGAUACGUCGAGUCCUUGUUGAACAACGAUUUCAUCCCUCCCCCGAGCUUCCACUUGUACCCACUUGGUCACGACGGUUCGAGCGUUCUUUAUGCCGAGGAGGUGGAGGUUCUCCCUACCAUCCUACAACUCGAUUAUGAGGUGAGUAUUCUUGCGAUCCGGAUGGCACUACUGGCACGCGAAUUUCGGAGUGAUAUCACAUUCGACGAUGUGGAUGCUCUCCAGAGAGACCAGGCCGUCCGCAUACGCCAAAGUCAGAUUUUCGAGAUCCAGGAAGCGUUACGUCAGUUGUGGGUGACACCGGCCGUGAUGAUGAUCCAUCAAGAGGUCGAAACGCUCCCGACUCGGCCGAAACAGUUGUACGAACAUGCUGCCACGUUGUAUCGAGCAUGUAUUAUCUACUCACAUACAUCCAUGUGGCCUGGGCAACGACUCGAAACAUCUCCAGACUACGACACGGAAAUUGCAGUAGCUUCCAGUCAGAUCCUGCAAAUGGCCAGCAAGGCACUCGCGGAGGACCGAUCAUACUGUCGAUAUCUCGUAUUCCCUGUGUUUAUGGCCGGCUUCGUCGCGACAGAUGGGGCGCAUCGAAUGCACGCGGUGGACCUGCUGCGCGAGAUGGAGAAAACCAGCAUCGGUCGCAAUACAAUGACAACGCGCAAAGCUCUGGCGGCGGUAUACGAAAAACAAAACGAGCGAUUUAUGAAUACCGGACAGAGUCUUGAUGUGGAUUGGAUGCACGUGAUGGUCCAAGAGGGUCUCCUGGUUGUAAAUUUUGGGCUUUGA